AUGCGGGGAUUCUACAAGGUAGGAUACAUCAUGCAGAAUGGGGUCGGGAUCUUUGACAUGAAGGACGGGAGAUGCUACAAAGGAAUAUUUGACUGGCUUGCAAACGCACCCUUGCAGAGUUACAGUGGCGAGUCAAAGAAGCGUGCUGUCCCAGCAGGGUCCUUUCGCAAUGGUGUUGAGGUUGUUGAGAAGGAGCAGCAGCGGGAGCGGUUGAUGAAGAAGAUCAUGGAGAAGAAGGAGGAGAUGAGGGAGGAUGCGAAUCAGAGGUAUGCUUGCUGUUUGUUCCUCAACAACUAUGACUACCUGCUCCCUCUCAAGUCUGCAGCUAUCCACCAGCUCCGUCACAGCCUUCGGCUAUACCGUUCCUCAGCUCUUGAAGUUCCUGGGUGGAACGAAGAGACGAGCAUGAGGUGGAGGACCAAAUGCUUUCGCAUCAUGAUGAACAGGGCAACCGAGCUGCAAUUCGAGGAAGAGGAGAAGGAAGAUGAAGGUCAACAGGGAAGCUGGAGCGACGAUGAGUUUUUUGGAGAUUCUGCCAACAACACGGAGAAGAACACGAUCGACCAAGAGGAGCUGCUCUUCAUGCUCCUACAAGACCUCUUUGAGUCCAUCUCAACCAGCAAGAUUUCAGCAGCCUAUUCACAUUUUCCUCGCUCGAAGAUUCUCAGGAUUUACGUGCAAGACAUGCAGGAGGAUGCCGUCGGAGAAGACCUGCUCCUCCUCACCAACAAGUGGUUGAGGUGA
Molecule: messenger RNA, 744 nt
Organism: Guillardia theta CCMP2712
Lineage: Eukaryota; Cryptophyceae; Pyrenomonadales; Geminigeraceae
Exons: 8
Coding region: 1-744 (247 amino acids)
Source: RefSeq, a predicted model, not a curated record